AAGGGGAGAGAGAGAGAGAGCGAGUGAGAGAGAGAGAGAGCGAGCGAGAGCGCAAGAGAGAGAAUGAAUGCAGUUUGCAGUCCUGCUCUGUGGAAUUACAGCAAGGCAAAUUUGUAGGCACCAAAAAAAAAAAGAAAAGAGGGGAGAACGAAGCAAGUGAGCGAAGAAAAGAGCAGUAUUCGGCGUGCCGACCUGACCGCGCGCUCCGCUCUCUGUAGUAGCCUCCUCCCGGUGUCGGCGCGCUCAUAAUAGCGGUCCUAUUGGUAUUCCAGCGGCAGAUCCCCGGGAUCUCUCCCCGCUCCAGCCUGGGGUGAGACCACAGAGCCGGGAUUGUGCUUGCCUGUGGAGAAGGGACUGAAAUGGGGCCCUGGCCUCCCCGCGCCUCCCGUCCGUUUCGGUGCCGCCACCUCCUGUGCCUGGGGCCACGCUUCCCGCCAUGGGGCCACACCCGCGCGUGUUAACCGCCACCGCCACCGCCAGCGCCCGCAGAGGCCCCUCUCCAGCUCGCUCAGAGCCCUCACCGUGCUAGCCCUCCCCAGCAGGGGCCGGACAGCCCCGUCGGAUCCGGAGGAGUCCCCACCGGUUUUGGUUAACGGUGCGCUCACCCAGAGGGAGAUUUGGAUCUGUUGUGACCGUGGGAUUUCCAGCCUCUCCCCCAUUUCUCUUUUUAAUAGAGACUCAACAGUUUGCAGUCCACCUGUUGGUCUGAGUUUGGAGCUCAGAGCCAAAUUCAGCCUGCAGCAUGUAGAUACAGCUGAGGCACCUGUGUGGACGUGUGUUUGGUCACCCUGCCGAAACCUGGGACAAACCUGCAGAGAUCCUUCCUGCGGCACUCCAGAGGGUCUACCUGCAACACUGCAGAGGGUCUACCUGCGGCACUCCCGAGGGUCUACCUGCAGCACUGCAGAGGUAUGACCUGAGGCACUCCAGAGGGUCUACCUGCAGCACACCAGAGGUCCUACCUACAACACUGCAGAGGUCCUACCUGAGGCACUCCAGAGGGUCUACCUGCAGCACUCCAGAGGUCCGACCUGAGGCACUCCAGAGGGUCUACCUGCAGCUCUGUUCUACCUUCAUCUGAGAUUCCGUGUUUGGUUUGGCUGCCCGGAGAUGGGGCUGACUUGAGGGACGUACAGAUGUAAGACGUCUCUGUCAGAGGCCUCAGUGCAGGAUUCUGGGGAAACGCUGGAUUUCUCAACUGGAUUUCUCGCCAAUAUUGUCUGGCCCUUUUGUAUUUUUUUAAUUCCAUCUAUAUAUUCUACUAGUUUUUGGGAUUUUCUCUAUAUAUUUUUCGCUUGGCAAAUCACUUUCAGACCCCUUAGUUCAUCUGCUUCUUUAUUUUUUUAAACCACCAGAGCAACUGAGCCAGAAUAAAUCUCGAUGCAAAAUUCAGUCCUCCAGAUAUUUCCCAGAUGAAGAGAGACAGAGAACGAGAGAGGGAUAUGGAGGGACACAUCGUUUGAAGGAGAGAUAGUGCUUAAGAGAAGGCGACAGAGGGAGCAAAUCAAGGGAAAGGAAGGAACAGGUGGGGAGCAAGGGAAAAACAAGAGAGGCGGUUCACCAGAUAUAUCCCUAGGCCGCUCUUUUUAUUCUUUGUCUUUGAUUCCUCUCUUCGUCAGAGAGAGGGGCAGAGGGAAGUUAGAGGGAUGGACGGCGGGGGCGUUUGGACUGGGGCGAGGGGGCAGUAGGAGGGUAACGGAGCCCCCCGCGUGACACGGCGAGCCCCCCGCGUGUUUAGGAACGCUGCGCUCGUCGCCGUUCCCGGCGGGGUGGGCGGGUUGCAGUCGGCUGCAGCGACCGGUGUUUUGCCGCCGGGGGUUCGGGGUUCAUCGCUGUAAUCAAGGGGCAAUUAAGAGAACCUGAUUGCAUCCCUCAGUGCACUCGCUCGGGUGCAGACUCCUCAGUACUACAGUUCUUUCUGGGGACGCGUCGUAGAGAGAGAGAGCCGGGGAGGAGAAAAGGGUUUUUUUUUUUCUGACGGAGGUAGAGGACAGUCGGUCGGGAAAACACGCCUUAACCCCCUUUGGAUUUUUUGAUUGUCUUUCUUCCCCCCCCCCCUCCCUCCCUUGUUGUCUCAAAAACAAGAUCGUUUUUUAAGAGUCGCCUUCAGCUGAGCGAGAGAGGCCUUCAAACAUCAGGGAGAGUCAGAGAGAGAGGGAGAGAGAGAGGGAGAGUGCGAGACGGAGAGACAAGGGGAGGCCUCUUGGAUUGGAACUGUUAUUUUAUAUUUUUCUCCUCUUUCAUUUUGUGAUCAGUCAGGGGCUCUGUCCCCCACAUUCUCUCUGUUACAGAGAGAGAGAGAAAGAGAGAGAGACCCUCCCUCCCUUUCUCUCCCUCCCUUUCUUUUUUUUUUGCUGUAUGGUGGCAGCAGAAUUUUUUUUGUGCCUUCAUAUGUGAUUUUUUCCCUUUUUUUCUCACAAAGGAAUAUAGUUUCAUUAGAGGUCAAACACUGCAGUUUGCUACUGCUCCCCCAAACUCUGAAAGUCUCUGCUCCCGACCUGCACCCAACAUCGAACCCUCCAAAAUUUUUCCCCCUACCCUGGAUGUUUCAUAACCCUCCCGCCCCCCCCUCCACUGGAUUCUGUUUACAUGUGUACCUGAGCUGCACUCACUGGCUACUUCACUGACCUGUAGAGAACUGCUGCAAGUAUCGUCUGAUUCAUUCUUAGGGGGCGGAACAGGCAGCCAGAAGACCGUUCUCCAUGAGGAGCAGUAGAAGAUGCCGGCUCUGCCAGCGCUGCUGCUGUCGAUUCGCUUCGUCUUGCCGUUACUGACCGUGGCCCCGUCCUCCUGCAGCCAGGCGCCCGUGCUGUCCUCGGUCAGAAUGGCGGCCAUCCUGGAUGACCAAUCGGUGUGUGGGCGAGGCGAGCGGCACGCUCUCGCUCUGGCCCGCGAGAACAUCAACAGCAUGAUGGAGGGCCCGGCGAUGGCCCGCGUUGAAGUGGACAUCUUCGAGCUGCAGAGAGACUCGCAGUACGAGACCACUGACACCAUGUGUCAGAUAUUACCAAAGGGCGUGGUCUCAGUGAUAGGCCCCGCCUCCAGCCCCGCCUCCGGCUCGACCGUCAGUCACAUCUGCGGGGAGAAGGAGAUUCCCCACGUUAAGAUCGGGCCCGAGGAGACCCCCAGGCUUCCGUACCUGCGCUUCGCCUCCGUCAGCCUGUACCCCAGCAACGAGGACCUCAGCCUGGCCGUGGGGGCCAUCCUGCGCUCCUUCAGCUAUCCAUCUGCCAGUCUGGUCUGCGCCAAGGCCGAGUGCCUGCUGCGAUUGGAGGAGCUGGUGCGACGCUUCCUCAUCUCCAGGGAGACGCUGUCCAUCAGGAUGCUGGACGACAGCCUGGACCCCACCCCCUUGCUGAAGGAGAUCCGCGACGACAAGGUGGCCACCAUCAUCAUCGACGCCAACGCCUCCAUCUCCUAUCUCAUCCUCAAAAAGGCUUCAGAGUUGGGGAUGACAUCAGCGUUUUACAAGUACAUCCUCACCACCAUGGACUUCCCCCUUCUCAGGUUAGAUGACAUUGUAGAUGAGCAAUCCAACAUCGUGGGCUUCUCCAUGUUCAACACCAGCCACCCGUUCUACCUGGAGUUUAUCAGGAGUCUCAAUCUGUCCUGGAGGGAGGGCUGUGACCUCAGCCCCUACCCUGGACCAGCGCUGUCCUCCGCCCUGAUGUUUGACGCGGUGCACGUGGUGGUGGGCGCGGUCAGGGAGCUGAACCGCAGCCAGGAGAUCGGCGUGAAGCCCCUCAGCUGCACCUCCCCCCAGAUCUGGCAGCACGGCACCAGCCUGAUGAACUACCUGCGCAUGGUGGAGUACGAUGGUUUGACAGGGCGAGUGGAGUUCAACAGUAAAGGCCAGAGGACCAACUACACCCUCCGGAUCCUUGAGAAACACAGAGGAGGCCACAAAGAGAUUGGCAUCUGGUACUCCAACAACACGCUGGCGAUGAACUCCACAACGCUGGACAUCAAUGUGUCGGAGACCCUGGCCAACAAGACCCUCAUUGUCACCACCAUAUUGGAGAACCCCUACGUGAUGCGCAGGGGCAACUACCAGGACCUCCGGGGCAACGACCAGUACGAGGGCUUCUGCGUGGACAUGCUGAAGGAGCUGGCCGACAUGCUCAAGUUCUCAUUCCGGAUCAAACUGGUGGACGACGGGCUGUACGGCGCUCCGGAGCCUAACGGGUCCUGGACCGGGAUGGUCGGGGAGCUCAUUAACAGGAAGGCGGAUUUGGCUGUGGCUGGAUUCACCAUUACAUCAGAGAGGGAGAAAGUCAUCGACUUUUCAAAGCCCUUCAUGAACCUUGGCAUCAGCAUCUUAUACAGAGUCCAACUGGGGCGGAAGCCAGGAUACUUCUCCUUCCUGGACCCCUUCUCCCCCGCCGUGUGGCUCUUCAUGCUUCUGGCCUACCUGGCUGUCAGCUGCGUGCUCUUCCUGGCCGCCAGGCUCAGCCCGUACGAGUGGUACAACCCGCACCCCUGCCUGCGGGAGCGGCGGGACGUGCUGGAGAACCAGUACACCCUGGGGAACAGCCUGUGGUUCCCCAUCGGGGGCUUCAUGCAGCAGGGCUCCGAGAUCAUGCCCCGGGCCCUGUCCACCCGGUGCGUCAGCGGGGUCUGGUGGGCCUUCACCCUCAUCAUCAUCUCCUCCUACACGGCCAACCUGGCGGCCUUCCUCACUGUGCAGAGGAUGGAGGUGCCCAUCGAGUCGCCGGACGACCUGGCGGACCAAACCAACAUCGAGUACGGCACCAUCCACGGGGGGAGCACCAUGACCUUCUUCAUGAACUCGCGGUACCAGACCUACCAGCGCAUGUGGAACUACAUGCACUCCAAGCAGCCCAGCGUGUUUGUGAAGAGCACGGAGGAGGGCAUCGCCCGUGUGCUCAACUCCAAGUACGCCUUCCUGCUGGAGAGCACCAUGAACGAGUACCACCGCCGGCUCAACUGCAACCUCACCCAGAUCGGCGGCCUGCUGGACACCAAGGGCUACGGCAUCGGCAUGCCGCUCGGCUCUCCGUUCAGGGAUGAGAUCACCCUGGCCAUCCUCCAGCUCCAGGAGAACAACCGUUUGGAGAUCCUGAAACGCCGAUGGUGGGAGGGAGGGCAGUGCCCUAAAGAAGAGGACCACCGGGCCAAGGGUUUAGGGAUGGAGAACAUCGGCGGCAUAUUCGUGGUGCUGAUCUGCGGCCUGAUCAUCGCCGUGUUCGUGGCCAUCAUGGAGUUCGUGUGGUCGACGCGGCGCUCGGCUGAGACCGACGAGCUAGUGUCCGUGUGCCAGGAGAUGCUGACGGAGUUCCGGAACGCCAUCUCGUGCAAGAAGAGCUCUCGGUCCCGGCGACGCCGGCCCCUGACUGGCCCCGGGGGGCCCCGGCACCCGACCCGCGUCUCGCUGGCGGCCCCGCGGCCCCUGCGCCUGGUGCGGGAGAUGCGGCUAAGCAACGGGAAGCUGUACAGCGGGUCGGGGCCCCUGACCGGGGGCGCCGGGGCCGGGGGGGGCCCCUCCGACAUGGGCCCGGGGCCGCAGCGCCUGCUGGAGGACCCUCUGGGGGCCAACACCACGCCCCCGCCCCCGCCGCCCCCGGCCGCGCCCUCGCGCAGCUGCACGCACAUCCGCAUCUGCCAGGAGUGCAGGCGGAUCCAGAGCCUGAGGUCCACCUCCACGCGGAUCCCGCCCUCCUCCGCCCCCCUGCCCCGCCUCCCGCCCCCGCCGCCCCCUUCGUCCUCCAACACCGACAGCGAGGGGGGAGGCGGGGCCAGCCCUCGCCGGCUGCACCACACCCCGCCGCCCCGGCCCCUCCCGCCCGCACAGAGCAGCACCAGCACAGACCUCCUGGGGGAGCAGGACUGAGGAGGGGGCAGGUAACUAUGGGUGGGGAGGAUGGGGGUUUGGUGGAGACACACACUGCUUGGAGAGAGACUGUCCGACCCACCCCACACUCUCCAUGCACUGUCUUCUGAAGAGAGAGAGAGAGAGAGUGAGACAUGUAAAGGGCAGUGGAUGUGUGCAGGAAGGAGACGGACAGCGAGGUUGAGUACGUGAGAGAGGUGGAGAUGGCGAGCGGGGAGAAGAACUGAGCCUCGUUUUGGCCGGACUCCAGCUUCCCGCCGCUCACCACACCACACAGGUCAGCUGCUUUCUGUCUUCGCCAGAGAAGCCCCACUGCGGUCUUUGGUGGGAUGACGAAGCGAGUUUUGUUCGGCCCAGAAAGAGCCGUUUUCCACGGUUCGCUGCCCUGGUGCUGUUUCCAUGGAGGUGGUACCCUGCUGAUGUCAUGCAGUACACAAGUCCUACAGGACAUGCGAUGGAUGGGCUGAACGGUCCAGAGGAUAUAACCUGUCCAGUCUGGCCUCUCCUUCAUUGUUCAAUGUGAUUUUAGCUCCUCCUCCACCUCAGAUGACCAUAGAGACUCUUUCUCAUACAUACAGUACCACUACAGAAGGAGGACCAGCACCUCGCACUGGACCAUAGAGACUACGAACAUAGAGCAGAUAGAGUCUCUGUGCUCCUCGGGAGCAUAGAGACUGCAGCCGGGAGCACACGUAUAUCCAGGAGGACCUCAAACGAGCCAACGGACUCUCGCAAGACUUGCGUGACAUUGUAAACAGGAAACAAAAGAGAAAAAAAAAACAACUGGAAAAAUAUUUUUUUCCUUGUCUUUCUUUCUUUCUGUCUUUCUUUCUUUCUUUCUUUCUUUCUUGGUUUUCCCCUCGGUUUAAUUGCUGUUCUUGGAGGAAUUUGCAGGACGACACAGGACACUGAGCGGAGGCUGGAGUCGGGUGGUUGGAGGGGGGUGGGGUGGGCUGGGUGGGUGGGGGUGCGUAGAGAGCGGGUUGGCUUCCCGAAUAACCGCAGGACUACGACAGUCGCCGGGCUAGUCAAGUCGGUGCUGGCUUCACCAGAAACACGCAGACACGUAACAAGUGGCGCGUGCAUGAGCCAGCACGAGCCAGUAAUUCACACAGGGCUGCCAAACACAAUCUGCCAGCCACGGGCUGGUGUGUUUGAAUACCGUGCAGUUUUGCAGUUUAAAAAGAAAAUCUCGGCGUGUGAGUGUAUGCAACAAGCACACUUUGGAUAGGUGAAUGUACACGAUGCAGAAAGGGGAUGAGAGAUAGUUCAGUGGCCUGUCCUGGAAAAUCCUCCACAGGAUGUACAGACUGUUCUCAAUAAGCCCAGCCUGAGGAGCAGUUCUGAGUCUACAAUCAUCUUAGACUAAGACUAAGACUACGAGAGAAAAACACACACACACACACACACACACACACACACACACAAAACAUUACUCACAAUAAAGAACGUUUAUCUGAUGAGGGCAGACGGUGUACUCUCAUUACUUUGCUUAUUAUGUAAUUCUAUGAAAUGUAUAUAUUUUUUCAAACUGAUGAAUAUAUUCGCUCAAAAUGGAUUUAUUAUUAGACCUUUUUUUUCUUUCUAAAUUGCAUCAUACAAUUAGGCACGGGGUCACAUGACGUGCCAUUGUCACAGAGCCUUAACCUGAUCUUUGCAGAAAACUUUUGUUUGGUUGACCCCCAUUGAAAACAGAGAGCCCUAUUGAAAUAAAACUGCUCUUGUCCAAUCCGACGCAA
Messenger RNA from Anguilla anguilla (European eel), 7590 nucleotides. It is a transcript of the gene grik5, whose product is annotated as glutamate receptor, ionotropic, kainate 5. Bases 2720 to 5851 code for a protein of 1043 amino acids. Gene Ontology annotation, biological process: synaptic transmission, glutamatergic; monoatomic ion transport; modulation of chemical synaptic transmission. The record is from RefSeq and is a predicted model, not a curated record. Gene Ontology annotation, molecular function: kainate selective glutamate receptor activity; transmitter-gated monoatomic ion channel activity involved in regulation of postsynaptic membrane potential. Lineage: Eukaryota; Metazoa; Chordata; Actinopteri; Anguilliformes; Anguillidae. The transcript has 23 exons. Gene Ontology annotation, cellular component: postsynaptic membrane; kainate selective glutamate receptor complex; plasma membrane.